AUGAAAGCCAAAAAGAUUCUGUUUCCGACCGACUUCUCGACCCCGAGCGAUGCCGGGCUCGCUCAUGCGACCUCGUUGGCUCGAGACACGGGAGCGACUUUGUUGAUCGUGCAUGUUGAGGAACCCCCUACGGCGUACGGAGGGGGAGAAAUGUACUACGGCAUCCCCGAACCAGAUACGGCGGCACUGCAGCGGAUGCUGGAAGCGGUGGUUCCAACCGAUCCGAAUGUGACCUAUGAGCACCGGCUUAUCAUCGGCGACCCGGCAACAGAAGUCGUACGGCUGGCAAACGAUGAGCACGUCGACAUGAUCGUGAUGGGAACUCACGGACGCACCGGGCUAAGCCGGCUGCUGAUGGGCAGUGUGGCUGAAGCUGUGGUUCGUCGAGCCGAGUGCCCCGUAUUCACGUUCAAACAACCGCACCACGCAGCAAAAGAAAAAGCUGCCGGUGAGUAA
Molecule: messenger RNA, 456 nt
Organism: Cladocopium goreaui
Lineage: Eukaryota; Dinophyceae; Suessiales; Symbiodiniaceae
Source: the annotation of a GenBank genome assembly